Cutaneotrichosporon cavernicola is the source of this 906-nucleotide messenger RNA. RefSeq lists its product as uncharacterized. Gene Ontology annotation, molecular function: acetylpyruvate hydrolase activity. Lineage: Eukaryota; Fungi; Basidiomycota; Tremellomycetes; Trichosporonales; Trichosporonaceae. The record is from RefSeq and is a predicted model, not a curated record. The transcript is spliced from 4 exons. The coding region runs from base 1 to 906 and encodes 301 amino acids.
AUGACCCUCUCUCGACCAACCUGGAAGCGCCUCAUCCGCUUUACACCGCCCAACUCGACGGCCGUGCUCUACGGUGAGCCGGUGGUGGGGGACGACAGCGACGUCGGCCGCCUGGCAGACGCUGGGCGCCUCACUGCUCGUGUGGUCGAGCCUGGGCCUCAAGGGGUGCUGGGCGAGGGCACGUGCGUGACAGACCGCACGGAGAGCGUCGACAAGCUCCUGGCACCGAUCGGGCCAGCCGACGUCAUCGAAUUCAAGUGCAUCGGCCUAAACUACCGCAAGCACAUCAUCGAGGCCGGCCGCUCCCUCCCUCCUUUCCCGUCCCUGUUCAUCAAACCCGGUACCGCCCAUGCCGAGUAUGGCCAGCCUGUUCCCAUCCCCAAGUGCGCGCAGGAAGGAGAGGCCGACUAUGAGGGCGAGCUGUGUGUCGUCAUCGGCCGCGACGCCAAGGACGUUAGCAAGGAGGACGCCCUCAGUUACGUUGCGGGGUACACGGCCGGCGACGACGUCAGCACGCGCAAGUGGCAGCGCCUCAAGGAACGCGCUGGGGGAGUGCCGCAGUGGUGCUUCUCAAAGGGCUUUGACAACUUUGCCCCCCUGGGCCCCGUCCUCGUAUCCCCAGAGCUGAUCGCCAACCCAGCGGCGCUCCGCCUCAAGACCAGCGUGAAUGGCGAGUUGCGGCAGGACACGUCUGUGGCUGACCUCGUGUUUGAUGUUCCCACCAUCAUCUCGUUCCUCUCGCAAGGCACUACGUUGCGGCGCGGCACAGUCAUCAUGACUGGCACACCUGGCGGCGUAGGGUGCGCAGGACCCGAGGAAAAGUGGAGACCGCUGAAGGAUGGGGACGAGGUGCAAGUGUGGGUUGAGGGCGUGGGCACUCUUCGCCAUGGGAUCACAUACGAGUAG